AUGGUCUUGGAGAUGCUACAUCCUGAGCUGGUGCCACAUUGCCUUGGCUGGAGCCGAACAGGCCCUGCAAACCUGGAGCGAAGGUAUCCCGAUGAUCAUGAAAAUGGCUUCGAUGGCCAAGCAUUGGACUACAUUUGCCAAGGGCUCCUGUUGCGGCACGGCCUGCGCCCUACGCCGCGCCUGCGACGGCGCGCUGCGGCUUCGGCCAGGCGGCGGGCAGCGCUACUGCGCCGGCUCCUCGGCGACAGCAUCCACGGCUCAGCGCUGCGACGGCAGUUGGAAGAGACCUUUCAUUUGAUCUUGCCGCCGGAGCCGGGCGACCCACUCGACAUGAUCAGCUUGAUGGCGCCCACAGCCUUCCACCGGUGCGCCGCGCUGGGUGGUGCAGAGGUCUUGCAGACCUUGUCCACCGCGCUCACCUGGAGGCCUUGGCUGGUGCUCCGGGGUUGCGACGCACCGGAGCAGGAUGACGACUUUCUAGACUCCAUGCCCGCCGAGCCACUGUUGAGGUGCCAGCAGCGUUGCUUACAGGACGGCUACGGCGGCUUCGUUGUUCGAGGGUCCCAGGCCUAUUUUCGGAGACGACCUGCAAGCGGCUUGCUUCACAGCUGCAUCGCAAAACCCGGCGAUGUGCUGCACGUUGCGCCCGGGCCUGCAUGUGGGUUGCCACGACAAUCUUUGGCAGCUUUGCUCUUGGGUCAAGCAGAUGGCCUCCGAACGGCCAUGGAUGUUGCACUGGAAAGUGGUGAUGCGCAGGCCACAGUCGAAUUGGGAAAGCUGGGCUGCAGGGCCAUGGAGGACAGGACGACAGAUGCUGCAAUCUUGGACCGCAUUCUCUACGGCGGCAUGCCACAGUGGCUGGCACGCGCUGUGGGGAAUUUGGCUUAUGCAGGCAAGCUCGCUGAUGACUGCGGCACCGUGUUGCAAGAUGCCCAGCAGAUUCGGGGCAGAGUCCUCGAGGACGUCGAGCAGGUGCAGCGAGCAACCGGGACGUCCACUGCCGUGGCAGAAGCGCUGCUGCGACACUUUGGACAUAGUCCCGAAGCCGCCAUUUCGCAAUUUCAGGUCGAUGCCAAAGCUGCAAAGACCGCUGCCGGGAUCCGCGAGGGCCGCACCUCUUCCGAGUUGGUCUGUGGCAUUUGCUUCGCAGGCCUAGAACCUGGUGGCGACUCUUUGCGCCGCUUGCUGCCUUGUGAAGGGUCGCAUGCCUUCUGUGAUGCAUGCCUGCGGCAGUAUCUGGAGGGUCUGCUAGCUGCUGGCAAUGUCAGAGGCAUGGUCUGCCCGGAGCCCGAGUGCCGAUUGCCUUUGGGCGAGGCGUGCAUUGAAGGCAUCCUGGGAUCUGCUGCGCGGCAGAAGUUUGUUCGGCUCGCCGCGCUUCAGGCUGUGGAUGCUGCGGCCCACAUCUGCUGGUGUCCGCAACCGGGCUGUGAAAAGGCCGUGGCCAGGACCGACGGCCUCACCGUGCGCUGUGCAUGCGGCUACACUUUCUGCUCCAGUUGCAAGCUUCCUGGGGGCCACGAGCCCUGCACUUGUGAGCAGAUUGCGGAAUGGAAGGCAGUCUACGGGGACUUUGCCCGGACCCAGGAGCAACGGCAGCACCAGCAGGACCGCGCCGAGAGCUGGGUCCGGCGGAAUGCGCAGCACUGCCCUGGCUGUCGGGCCAUCGUCCAGCGCAACGGGGGAUGCAACCACAUGGUUUGUCGCUGUGGGACUCACUUCUGCUAUGUGUGUGGCCGCCCUUGGGACGAGCACACAUCUCAGGAGGGUGGCAUAAACUAUUAUGUCUGCCGCAUGCUCAAGGCGGACCGCAACAGCCAUGCUUUGGACAACUCCAUGGUCCAACAGUUCGAGGAUCCGGUGGCUGAGUUUCAGAUGCUGGAGAGGUCAGAAGCCUGGGCCCGGCGCUGGGCCGAGGAAGCCUACCAGCUAUGCCAGGCCGUGCAGUAUUCGGAAUCUGCUGCCUUUGCCGCGCCCCGGGAUGACGCGAAGCCAACAGAACAGAUGCUGGCGGUAUUCCUCAAGGAUGCCGUGGAAACGCUGAUCUCGGCACAGGCCACCCUCCGAUUUUGCUGCAUCUUCAGGUGGGAUGCCGCGCGGAGGCAUCUUCAGACCGGUCCACUGGAGUUCUGGCUCGGCGAGCUCGCGAAGUGCAGCAACACCUUGCAGGCCGCUUUGGGCCCGACCUUUGAGCGGACGUGGAACUUGCAGACGAAUAUCCCCGUUUCCAGCACCACUCGCUGGACGACACUGGAGACAGCCGGGGAUUUGCGUGGGGCUGCCUGUCGCCUAGACGUGCUCCAGACACGCUUGGACGAUCUGGGCCGUCUCAGGGAUGCGGUAUGCCGGCUACGAGGGCGAGUCUUGGCUGGCGCGCGCGAAGGGGCCUACUACGGUGCUCCUCCAGGCUUGCUGGAGCAGAUGGGCAGGAAGCUUCUGACGUGGUUGGGCUUCUGA
Messenger RNA from Symbiodinium sp. CCMP2592, 2454 nucleotides. Lineage: Eukaryota; Dinophyceae; Suessiales; Symbiodiniaceae. The record is from the annotation of a GenBank genome assembly.